This is a messenger RNA of Capsaspora owczarzaki ATCC 30864, 633 nucleotides long. Its product is annotated as S-malonyltransferase. The transcript is spliced from 5 exons. Gene Ontology annotation, biological process: fatty acid biosynthetic process. Lineage: Eukaryota; Filasterea; Ministeriida; Capsasporidae. The record is from RefSeq and is a predicted model, not a curated record. Bases 1 to 633 code for a protein of 210 amino acids. Gene Ontology annotation, molecular function: [acyl-carrier-protein] S-malonyltransferase activity.
AUGGGCAAGGAUCUCGCCGAUGCGCACCCGGUCGCCCGGCGCACCUUUGACGAAGUGGACGCUGCGCUCAACGACAAGCUCAGCCACCUCAUGUUCAACGGUCCACUGGACAAGCUCACUUUGACGGCGAAUGCUCAGCCUGCCAUUCUUGCACAUUCAAUCGCCCUGCUAAGAGUGAUCGAGGUCGUCUUGAGCGGCUCUGAAACUGCCGUAGCACGUGUUGUGGAUGCCGCACUUUUCAGCAAAGUGGCUCGCCGAUCGGUCGACCUGAACAUUUCUGCGCCCUUCCACAGCCGAUGGAUGGCGCCUGCGGCGGAUGCUCUUCGUCAGCCCCUUGGCCGCAUCAAGUGGCGCGACCCAAUGAGUCCGGUGAUUUCGAACGUGACCGCCGCCGAGUGCACGGUGGGAGAGGAGUGGGUGGAUCUGUUGCUUCGACAGGUGACAGCGCCGGUUCUCUGGAGCGCUUCCGUUUCGCGAGCUGUAAACCACUUCAAGAUUACCAACUUUGUCGAAUUGGGUGGUGGCACCACACUCAAAGGCCUCAUCUCGCAAAUCGAUCCUUUGGCAGUCACCAAAACGACUGCCUCGCUUGAAGAAUUGGAGCUGUUGAUUCGAGAUUUAAAUGCAUCUUAG